Orbilia oligospora ATCC 24927 is the source of this 1971-nucleotide messenger RNA. RefSeq lists its product as uncharacterized. The coding region runs from base 1 to 1971 and encodes 656 amino acids. The record is from RefSeq and is a predicted model, not a curated record. The transcript has 7 exons. NCBI's taxonomy places the organism in Eukaryota, Fungi, Ascomycota, Orbiliomycetes, Orbiliales, Orbiliaceae.
AUGGCGAGCAACCCGGGGAUCCAGGAUGUUACAUUCGACACAUCGAUAUGUUGGAAACUCGGCCGCGACAAGUUUGAGGAGAAUAUACGGAAAAGUGAAAAGAUCCCGGAAGACCAACAAAAGGACCAGACCAGAGGUCUUGCAGCCGAGAAGUAUGGAGGCGAAGAAAGGCAAAACAAAAUUGGGAACAUUCUUGAAACCCUGAAUACUUUCAAGGAAGCUGUGGAUGGUAUCCUCUCUCGUGCGCCAGAGUCAGUAUCAGCAGUUUGGUUAGGACUCGGGAUGAUCAUAAAAAUCGUAUAUGAUGAUUUAAUAACUUGUAAAAUAAUCGUUGACGCAUUUGACAGCAUCGUCACAAUUACAUUAUUUACACUUUUGGUAGAGAAACGGUAUCUGCAUGAUGUGUCUCAGGGCACUGGAGACAAAUCGAUGAAACAAAUGGCUUUUAAGAAGCUACAAGAGCUUGCUUGCGCAAUUUUCGACUUCAGCUGGCAUACGCAGUACCAUCUCUCUCCUCAAUGGGACAAAGGCUACUCCCAAGCCCAAGGCUUCAGCGAAAAGGUCAAGUCUAGUGCGGUGAAAACUGGUCAAAAGAUCAAAUCAGCAGCCAAGACUGUCGGAGCAAAAUUCAGAGAGGCAAUUAUUGGGGAUAUAAAAUCAAAACAUGAAGAGAUCCAAGGCCUUUACGAAGAGAUCCAAACUUUAGUCUCUAGCUUAUUCCAAGAGGCUACCAUUAUUCAUAACGAAGAUAGUAUUAAAGAAGGCAACGAGAUGCUACGAAAUGCAAUUGAGACCAGCACAGAACGAUUAGAAGAAAAAAUCAAAGAAGGCAACGAAAUGGUUGUGGAAACAGUUGAAGCCACAAUGCAGCAUUCUACCAAAGUAAUCAUUGAGGGCGUAACAGCGGCCCUAGAAACGCCUGACGAUAUUCUCACUCGAUACAUAGAAGUCUUCCAACCUUCCUCCGCUCUCGAGAACUUUCUCCUCGGUUUAAAUAAUAAGAAAAUGCAGGGCCUCCAUAAAGCUGAGGAUGUCUUUUGUAUCAAUGGAAGAAAGGGACAUGGCAAAACUAUGACCAUGUUAUCCGCCUACGAAAGUCUUCUCAGGUGCCACACCGGCGACGAAAAGGUAUUAGUCGUACGGUUCUUUUUCAAACUCGGCGAUAACGAGCUACAAUCGGGUGUUAGGGCGUUUGAAAGUCUUAUUCUUCAGGUGAUCAAGAUUAUCAAAGAACGAGGGAGUUCCCGCGUCCCUGCGCUGCUGAACAAGAUUCUGGACGGUAAAAACGAAUUUGAUAUUCGGGACUAUAAGACAGGUUCUGGUAAGAGAAAGUGUGCUAUGAUCCGAUACUAUAUCACGGCGAUAUCGAAAAUUUUCAAGGUUCAGAUAUAUUUUCUUCUUGAUGCUCUCGACGAAUGUCACGACAGAGGCGAAAUCAGACUACUAAAAAACCUCGAGAAUCUUGUGCUCGCGCCAACGCCGACAAUCAAAGUUCUUGUAUCGGUUAGGGAAGAAAUCGGUAUUAAGAAUGAACUUGAAAGAUCUGGGGUUGAAAGGUUUUGUAUCCUCAACCUAAUGCCACAGGACAGUUCCAACGAGAUGGAACUCUUCCUCAGGAAAAAGCUUGAAGAAAUUAUAUUGACCAGGAUAAAGGACCGAAGUAACGAAGAUGCCACUAGAGCCGAAGCAACAAAAUAUAUGCCCAAACUUCAAAAGAAGGUCGAAGGAGACUUUGCAUAUGCCAAUAUGGUCGUUGCCAGUUUACAAGAGCCAUCUAGGAUGAGCUUAGAAGCAAGGAUCAAAAACCUACCCUCGAGCGUAGACGAAAUAUAUCGGAGAUCAUUAGAAGGAAUGAAACCAAGUCAACGACAUCUCAUCAUAUUCGCUCUACAGUGGAUUGCGUGGUCAUUUUCAGAUAUUACGGCUCUCGAAAUUGCGGAACAUUAUCGAGGAGUCCUACAAGGCUUUUGA